This is a messenger RNA of Durio zibethinus, 2702 nucleotides long. Its product is annotated as putative glucan endo-1,3-beta-glucosidase A6. Gene Ontology annotation, biological process: carbohydrate metabolic process. The record is from RefSeq and is a predicted model, not a curated record. NCBI's taxonomy places the organism in Eukaryota, Viridiplantae, Streptophyta, Magnoliopsida, Malvales, Malvaceae. Gene Ontology annotation, molecular function: hydrolase activity, hydrolyzing O-glycosyl compounds.
UCUGCCUGCCCAGCUGCUAAUGGUAAUCUACUAUUUUCAGAUAUUGAUUACAAAACCUCCUUAUUGAAGAGGAGAUAAGGGUACUCGAAACAGGUUGGCAGUCUUCCAUGCUUCGCCAUGUUCGCAGGAAAACUAGUUGUACUGCUGACUGAGUUGCUAAGAUGACUCGACAGAGGAAAUAUCCUGUUCAUUGGGUUUUAUGCAUGUCCUCUAAACUUUUGGAUUUGUUAUCUUUAUAAUGUUUCGAUGAGUGGGUUGUAAUUAUGCAAGAACAAAAAAAAAAUGUAUACUAUUUCAGGUAACACUCAGGACAAAAUUAUGCUUAUAGAAAAGCUACAAAAUGAACCUCAAAUACACAUGGAUCUGUUGGAGUCCUGCCGGCCCAACUCUUAAACACACGUUUCUAUCUCAGAAGGCCACGGCAGUUUUGAAGGACAUUUGCUUAUCUGUAGCCUGUAGAGGAGCCAAACGCUACUCUAACGGCUAUCUGCGCUUUCUCAGACAAAGUCUUUUUUUCUGACUGAACAUCUCUUUCUUUUUUUAUCCUUCACUCUCUUGCUUUUUCCUAGGCCUCCAGGAAACUAAACAAAAGCUAUAAUAGAUCACAUAAAAGUCCCUGACUGCCCCACCAUACAUAUCUUAUAUACGACUUUUUUAUUCCUUAAAUAUCAUUUCUUCAUCUUAUUUGAUUCUCUAUCGCGAAUCACUUUAUCAUAUCGUCAUUUGUUUCCUUUUCUUUCUUUUUAUCUUUUACCAUCCACAAAGUAGAAGUGUACUAAAAAAAGUAUUAUUCCAUCACAGCCAUAGUUUUAAUCUCCCCAACACACAUCGAAACAAAACCCAACCUUUCACGACAAUCUCAUCAGCCACUGCUUUGUUUCAAGUCCCUAUAUGUCAUUUUUGUUAACCCACCUCAUCUUCUUAAGAACUGAUCAAAGAUCCAAUCUUUCUCUCCUUGACCUUUUUUUAACAAGGCAGCCAUUGUUGAAUAGACUUGGAAAUAACAUAUCAGGCUCAGGAAGAACCAUCUGACAGCGAUGCUGAAUAUGGGUCUUCUUCCUUUCUACUUCCUCUUUCUUUUCCUUUCCAUUUCCAGUGGUGAGAUCUCAAAUCAAGUGGGAAUAAACUACGGUCAGCUAGGGAACAAUCUACCAUCACCGAAAGAAUCAGUUAAGCUAAUCCAAUCCCUCGGAGCCAAACGUGUCAAAAUCUACGAUGCAAAUCCUCACAUCCUUAACGCUCUCAGAGACACAAAUCUUCAAGUCUCGAUCAUGGUCCCAAACCAACUCAUAACCAAUAUCUCCACCAAUCAAAAACUAGCUGAUUCCUGGGUCGAAUCCAACGUUGUCCCUUUUUACCCCAAAACGAAAAUCCGAUACCUCCUCGUCGGCAACGAAGUCAUCAGCAGUUCCCCUAACGAAACCUGGUACAACAUCGUACCAGCCAUGCGUAAAAUUAAAAAAGCCUUAAAAACCCAUAGGCUCCACAAAAUCAAAGUUAGUACCUCCAUGGCAAUGGAUGUCCUGGAAUCGUCAUUUCCUCCUUCGAACGGCACGUUCCGAUCUGACAUCGCCGUCCCGAUUGUUAAACCGAUGUUACAGUUUUUAAACCGAACCAAAUCCUUCUAUUUCCUCGAUGUUUACACUUAUUUCCCUUGGUCCACCAACCCCAAAAACAUUAACCUCGAUUAUGCGCUUUUCGAAUCCCAAACCAUAAAAUACACCGACCCGGCAUCCAAUUUAACCUAUACCAAUUUGUUUGACCAGAUGGUUGACGCAGUUGUUUUCGCAAUGAAAAAACUCGGGUACCUGGAUGUUCGGAUCUGGAUUGCGGAAACGGGUUGGCCCAAUGCCGGCGAUAUCGACCAAAUCGGAGCCAACAUUUACAAUGCCGCUACUUACAACAGAAAUGUUAUCAAGAGACUAACUGCCAAGCCUGCAAUCGGCACUCCGGCCCGUCCCGGAUGGGUUCUCCCCUCUUUCAUAUUUGCUCUUUAUAAUGAGAACCAGAAACCGGGUCCCGGAACUGAGCGACAUUUCGGGUUGUUGUAUCCUAACGGGUCCUACUUGUACGGGAUCGAUUUGAGUGGAGAGACCCCGGAUUCGGAUUUCGAGCCGUUGCCGAAGCCUGAUAAUAAUGAGCCGUAUAAGGGGAAGAUUUGGUGCGUGGCGGCUAGAGGAGUUAAUGCGAGCGAAUUGGCUUCUGCAUUGUCGUAUGCGUGUUCGCAGGGGAAUAAAACUUGUGACCCGAUUCAACCCGGCAAGAAAUGCUUCAAACCCGAUUCGUUGGUUUGGCGCGCGAGUUACGCGUUUAGUUCUUAUUGGUCUCAGCUUAGAAAUACUGGUGCGACCUGUUAUUUUAACGGCUUGGCUACUCAGACGACUAAGGAUCCAAGUUUUGGACACUGUAAGUUUCCAAGUGUGACUCUUUGAAGUUUGAAGAAGCCUUACUCAGAUUUUAGGAAGUCCUGUCGUACAGUGAUUUGGGUUCCCCUUUGAUUCAUUUAUAUUGAAGAGAAUGUGAGAUAGUAAUACAAAAAACCUCUCUAAUUCAAUCCUGAUUUGGUCUUUUGCAAUUUCAUGAUCAGUAAAAUGGGCAACCAAAUCACUUUGUUGUAAUUUUAAUUGUUAUUUAAUCUUAAUCAUUCUUAUUUGUUAAUGUUAGCUUUAGUCAACAAAGUACAUAUUAUUUGUUGAAAUUUA